Molecule: messenger RNA, 1976 nt
Organism: Volvox carteri f. nagariensis
Lineage: Eukaryota; Viridiplantae; Chlorophyta; Chlorophyceae; Chlamydomonadales; Volvocaceae
Gene: deg10
Product: trypsin family
Exons: 10
Coding region: 1-1716 (571 amino acids)
Biological process (GO): proteolysis
Molecular function (GO): protein binding; serine-type endopeptidase activity
Source: RefSeq, a predicted model, not a curated record
AUGAGCCGUUGCAUCGGGUUCGUGCACACGAGCAUCAGUCAUACAGGAAUCAAUCAACCAGGCGAACAGCCGCCACCGCCGUUACAACAACAGCAACAACAACAACAACAACAACAACAACAACAACAACAACAAAACUAUCCGCAACACGCCACCGCGCUCACCACUUCGACUUCUACUACCACCACCACCACAGCAAUCACCACCGCCCCCGCCGCCGCCAAUGCGGUUUUCACCCCCACUCGCGCAUACUCCCAGCACAUCAAGUCCGACAGGCAGCUGCUCGCCGCGCUCAACACGUCCCCGCAGCAGUACGCUCGCGGCAUGGCAUCCGUGCUUGAUUCCAUUAUCAAGAUUUACACCGUUCAUAGCCGUCCAAAUUACACCCUGCCAUGGCAGAACCACCCAAAACGGGAGUCCACCGGGACAGGUUUCGUGGUCCACGACCGACUCAUACUGACCAAUGCACAUGUGGUGGCGGAUGCCACGUAUGUAUUGGUGAAAAGGCACGGCUCCGGAACCAAGUACAGAGCAGACGUUCAGGCGGUGGGUCACGACUGCGACCUCGCCCUCCUCUCCGUGGACGAUGACAGCUUCUGGUCCACCCCCACCUCCAUGUUGCCUCUGGAGCUGGGUUCGGUUCCGGAGCUGCAGCAGGGCGUGGUGGUGGUGGGCUACCCCACCGGCGGCGACAACACGUCGGUCACCAGCGGUGUGGUCAGUCGAGUGGAGGUGGCGCAGUACGCGCAUGCAGCCAGCCACCUAAUGGCCUGCCAGAUCGACGCGGCCAUUAACCCCGGCGGCCCGGCAUUGCAGGGAGAUCAAGUGGUGGGUGUGGCCUUCCAGAACCUUCCCGGGGCGGAGAACAUCGGCUACAUCAUACCCACACCGGUGGUGUGUCACUUCCUGGCCGAGGUCCGCAAGUACGGCUCGUACCAGGGCUACUGCAGUCUGGGUGUGCUGUGCCAGAACCUGGAGAACCCGCACCUCCGAGCGGCCCUGGGCAUGCGGGAGGGCAUGACGGGGGUGCUGGUCAACACCAUUCAGAAGACGUCUAAUGCGGCCAAGGUCCUCAAGCCCGGUGAUGUACUGCUGGAGUUUGACGGAGUCACGAUCGCUAACGACGGCACGGUUCACCUCCGGCAGCGUGAGCGCAUCUACUUCUCCUACCUAAUCACACUCAAGCCCACGGGGGCGACUGCCAAGAUUAAGGUAUUGCGAGACGGGGAGGUCCUGUCGUACGACCUGACAGUUACGCCCAACGACCUGCUGGUGCCUGUGCACUGCUACGACCGCCUGCCGUCGUACUUCAUGUACGCCGGGCUAGUGUUUGUGCCUCUCACUCAGCCGUACCUCCACGAGUACGGCGAAGACUGGAUGAAUACGGCACCGCGGCGGUUGUACGACAAGGCCUUGCACGGCAUGAUGCAGAAGCCACAUCAACAGAUUGUCAUACUCAGCCAAGUACUGGUCGAUGACGUGAACACCGGCUACCAGCAAUUCCAGUCGCUUCAGGUUCUGCGGGUAAACGGCACGGAGGUACUCAACCUGACCCACUUGAAGGAGCUGGUGGAGGGGGCCGCGGAAAGGUUUGUGCGGUUCGAGCUGGAGGACGAACGGAUUAUGGUGGUGGACAGGUCAUUGGCGCUGAAUGCCAACAAUCGCAUCAUGGAGCGAUACCGGGUGCCGUCAAGCGUGUCUGUCGACAUCGUGUAGAGGGGUUCUGACCUGGCUUACGAGUCCUAGGUUCAAAUCCCCGAGGGAGCGUUCGUUUAUUUAUUAGCGGGGUGAAACGUGGAGGGACAGAGACGGAAAGAGUAUAUAUGUAUAAUAUGGGGGGAGCAUUUCUACCGCUUCAGGGGCAUUUGGGGGUUUGGUCUAGUGUCCGGAGUGAAGACGUAGACGUGGAGACAUUACCCGCUCCGUUAAGAAGGAGCCUGUCGUUGUGAAAGGGGAGUUGUAAGGGAAAGACUGGC